AUGACCUCCAUCUACACGUCCAACAUCAAAAACCAUAGGCGUGCACCGCCGCCACCGGGCGCCAAUGCUGACACCAGCGUACCUUUCACUAUGGCAGCAAGAAAACAAAGUGGAUGGGUGUAUUUGAAAGACGACGGCAUUUUUACGUCAUUCCGUUGGAACAAGCGGUAUAUGGCAAUUUCAGACCGUACCCUCAAUUUUUAUAAGCUGGAACCGGCACCUGGUGACUUGUCGGCCGAAGUGGACUUGCUGUUUCCUUUGAGUUUCAUCAGUGCCAUCAACUUGAAACCCAACUCAGGCUAUAGCAAGACUUCCUACACCAUAGAAAUUGCCCCCAAGAAUGGAAACAAGCCCAUGUUGGUGUCCAUCAAGAACAACAACGAUUAUUUGGAUUGGCUCGACACCUUCACCACCAAAUGUCCAUUGGCCACCAUUGGCCAGAAUGGUGUUACGGGUCCUGGCAAUACUGGGGUGUCCAACCCCAUAAACUUCACGCAUAAGGUCCAUGUGGGAUUUGAUCCUGCCAGUGGCAACUUCACGGGUUUGCCUGAGGCAUGGAAGAGUAUGCUUCAGCAUUCGAAAAUCACCAACGAGGACUGGAAAAAGGAUCCUGUGGCCGUCAUAGAGGUGUUGGAGUUUUAUUCAGACAUCAACGGCUCUAGCAACAACACGCCUGUUUCUUCUCCGGCGCUUAAUGCUAAUACAAGGGCAAAGAUGAACUUGCAAGAUUGGACAAAGCAUCCAACUGCCAAGUCUCCUCCAGAUUCCUCAGAUCUCAGACCGACCAGAGCAGCUCCCAAACCGCCAGUGCCAUACCACCUCGCUAAGCUCCAACUGCUGCUGCUGCUGCUGCUGUUGUCGUCGACACUGCUGCAGAAUCCACAGCCAAUCAAGGACGAUCUUUCACCUUUGACUAAUCUAAUGAACGUCCAGAAAAACGACGACUUGGUGCCGGGCAGAAGGGCUCCUCCUCCACCCGUUCCAAGUUCAUCUGCGUCAUCUAUAGCGGGAAGCUACCGUGAGAAGCCGCAGCUUACGUCAACAUCAAGUUCGUCUCACAAUCAGAAUGCUGGUCUCAAAACGCCUGCUGGUUUAGGCAUUUACACACAAGCACCGAGAACGGCGCCACCAACAUUACCUCAUAACGUUCAUCCAAAUGUUAAGAUUCAAACACAAGACAACAAACCUGGAUUGUCGUCCCAAACGAGCGUCGACCAAGGGAGAGCACAUGUUACCCCAAACCUUAAACAAUUGACCUUGAAGGCAUCGACGCAGAACACAAUCGGCGAAAAGCCUAAACCCCCGUGA
Molecule: messenger RNA, 1308 nt
Organism: Sungouiella intermedia
Lineage: Eukaryota; Fungi; Ascomycota; Pichiomycetes; Serinales; Metschnikowiaceae
Source: the annotation of a GenBank genome assembly